Messenger RNA from Trichophyton rubrum CBS 118892, 2043 nucleotides. RefSeq lists its product as uncharacterized. Gene Ontology annotation, cellular component: alpha DNA polymerase:primase complex. The record is from RefSeq and is a predicted model, not a curated record. Gene Ontology annotation, molecular function: chromatin binding; single-stranded DNA binding; DNA replication origin binding. The coding region runs from base 1 to 2043 and encodes 680 amino acids. NCBI's taxonomy places the organism in Eukaryota, Fungi, Ascomycota, Eurotiomycetes, Onygenales, Arthrodermataceae. The transcript has a single exon. Gene Ontology annotation, biological process: mitotic DNA replication initiation; leading strand elongation; lagging strand elongation.
AUGAGUGAGCAGCCAUUGCCUUCAUCCCCAGUUGCUAGUGCAGUGGAGAGGAAGACAGCCGGUGCGUCGAGAUCGAAACAAGUCAUAAUCAAAAAGGAAGAAGAUGACGAUGACGGGGACGACGAUAUGCUAGAUGUAGCAGAAGCUGUUGCGGAUCAUAGUGCGAAUACACCAAGUGUCAACAUGGUUGGAAAGCGGCCACCUCCAAAGGUCAAAAAAGAAGUAUAUGAUGAUCCUAUGGCUUCUUCUCCGGCUCGAGCCACAACUGAAAUGAUCAAUCCUUCUUCCUGGAACGAUGUAACGAACAAAUUGAAUGUUCUCAACAGCUCAGUCACGGAUAUGCAACGGUUCGGAAAACUCACUUGUCAGGAAGCCGUAGAGGAGGACGGUAGCUUGAAAUUUUUCUGGUUGGACUACACUGAAAUUAACGGUAGUCUCUGCUUAUUCGGAAAGGUCAAGAAUAAGACCAACAACAGCUACGUGAGUGCUUUUGUGAAAGUCGACAAUAUUCUUAGGAAACUAUAUUUCCUACCCCGAGAAUACAAAUAUGUCCGUGGCCAAUCUACCAGCGAGGAGGUUGACAUGGAAGAUGUCUAUGGGGAGGUGGAUAAUAUCAUGAGCAGAUCGAAAGUUGAGAUGCAUAAAAUCAAACCUUGCACUCGGAAAUACGCCUUUGAGUUACCGGACAUUCCUAAAGAAGCCGAAUACCUAAAGCUGAUGUAUCCCUACACGAAACCUGCCUUGCCGAUGGAAUUGAAAGGCGAGACCUUUUCUCAUGUUUUCGGAACGAAUACUGCCCUUUUUGAGCAAUUCGUCUUGUGGAAGAAUAUCAUGGGUCCCUGCUGGCUAAAAAUUGAAGAUGCAGACUUCACAGCGGUCAAUGGAGCUUCAUGGUGCAAGCUUGAGUGCGAGGUCACAAAUCCUGCCGAAAUUUCAUUAGUCCCGGAUUCUGAAGAAAUUGAAACGCCCCCAUUGACACUCAUGAGCUUGUCGUUCAGAACACAGCUGAAUGUCAAGGAGAAUAAGCAAGAGAUUAUCGUUGCUUCGGCUCGUGUAUAUGAGAAUCUUUCCCUCAGUGAUACCACACCACCAGAAAACCUGCCUUGCAAAACCUUCACUGUUAUGAGGCCUUCAAACCUCUCUUACCCCCUUGGCUUUGAAGCCGAAGCUAAAAAGCAGCGUGGGACUGUCAUGCUUGAAAAAACCGAACAAUUUCUUCUCAGCAAGUUCUUAGCUUUGUUCGAAAAAAUUGACCCAGACGUCAUCAUGGGCCAUCAGCUUCAAGAGGUGGAUUUUAACGUCCUUCUCAGCCGAUUGAAGGAGAAGAAAACCCCUGGAUGGCACCGAAUUGGCAGAUUAAAGCGUGGCGAAUGGCCCAAAAAUUUCUCAAAAGGCUCCGGAUUUUUCAGUGACAGACAACUUCUAGCAGGAAGACUUCUUUGCGAUGUUGCUAAUGAUAUGGGCAAGUCUUUGAUGAUGAAAUGUCAGUCGUGGACCUUAACUGAAAUGUGCCAACUUUACUUGGGCGAGGGUGAUCAGCGCCGAGAAGUUGACACUGAAGCUGCUCUCAAAACAUGGGCAACUAGUAAAGAAGGGCUGAUGAACUUCCUCAGUCACUGCGAAGCGGAUACAUACUUCAUUGCUGCGCUUGUUCUCAAGCUACAGAUGCUUCCUUUAACCAAAGUUCUUACCAAUCUGGCUGGAAACUCCUGGUCUAGAACGCUUAGCGGAACUAGAGCUGAACGAAAUGAGUACAUUUUGCUUCAUGAGUUUUACCGUGGUAAAUAUAUUUGCCCGGACAAAUAUGGACACAAAAACCAGAUUAAGGUCGAGGAAAAUGAAGGAGAAGAAGAGGGAGUAGAUAAGAAGAAGAAGGAGAAAUACAAGGGUGGCUUGGUCUUUGAACCUGAAAAGGGUCUUUACGACAAACACGUUCUCGUCAUGGAUUUCAACAGUUUGUACCCCAGUAUCAUCCAGGAGUUUAAUAUUUGCUUUACGACGGUAGAUCGGCAUGCAUCGGUAAGUAUUUUGGCUUUGUCAUAG